Neolamprologus brichardi is the source of this 3798-nucleotide messenger RNA. Its product is annotated as chemokine-like protein TAFA-5. Gene Ontology annotation, biological process: G protein-coupled receptor signaling pathway. Lineage: Eukaryota; Metazoa; Chordata; Actinopteri; Cichliformes; Cichlidae. The record is from RefSeq and is a predicted model, not a curated record. Gene Ontology annotation, molecular function: receptor ligand activity; G protein-coupled receptor binding.
AGGCAAGCAGCGAGGCACCGACCAGGAUCACAAACCCCGCGGAGAAGCGUAAAGUAUGCCUCCCGAGGCGCUACGGUUUGGAUCCGGUGUCUGUUGUUUAAUCUUUGGCGGAUUUUACGUGGACGAGUUGGUGAAUGGAUCCAAAGGACACCGAGCCGUAAGUUGCAGGUUCCAGCUGGAAAACUUCUAGUUUGAAGCUUAUUGGAUUGUGACUCUGCAGCGGAGGACUUCCCACAUCAAAAGCUGCUGCUGCCCGCAGGGACCGCCGGGGAGCUCUGUGAAGACCCUGUGAUUUCUCGUGUAGUGGAGAAGAAGAUCAUCUUUACUGUCCCAGAUCUCCUCCACUGAGGAUCUGUCACUUCAGGCCCGUUUGUGAAUACAUAUCUCGAAGAUGAGAGCUGUCUCCUCUCUCUGUCCUCCACUUGGUCGAAUGUGGAUGGAUGUGGCGUCGUGAGGAGGCACUAGCCUGAGGACAGUUUGGAGUUUUUUGCCCACACAUUCUUCACCUCAUGCAGUUCCUUCGGCCGGCCUGGGCUCUGACUGCCGCCGCGGUCUGCUUCCUCCUAUUGCUCCUCCACAGCCAAAUCCUGAGAGAAGGCCAGCUGGUAGCAGGGACCUGUGAGAUUGUGACUCUGGACCGUGACAGCAGCCAGCCCAGGACGACCAUCGCACGGCAGACAGCUCGCUGCGCCUGCAAGAAGGGACAGAUUGCUGGUACGACGAGAGCCAGACCAGCCUGUGUGGAUGUUCGUAUCAUCACGAGUCGACAGUGGUGUGAGAUGACUCCGUGCUUGGAGGAUGAAGGCUGUAAUCUCCUGGUCAAUCAGUCAGGCUGGACCUGCACUCAACCAGGAGGCAGAGUGAAAACCACCACGGUCUCCUGACAGUGACAACUACAAAAACUACAAUUCACCAGAAAGACAGGUUCCCAUCAUCCAUUACCCAUCAUCAGCUAGCGGACCAUCCUCUCCAGCUUCAGUUGCUGAAGACCAAUCACAGAACACCGCAGCCUUCAGAGUCGCAGGUCAAAGCACCAGCACUUCCUGUUUGAUGCAUGGGUGAACUCUGGAAACUGAAGCUUAAACUUCUUUUGGGGAAAAACAGUGACUGUGUUCGUUUUCCAAGAGAUUUGAAAAGCAUUUUAGUGCAUUGGAUGGAUAUCUUUUUCGUGGCACAAAACUCUGUUUCAUUUUUACAUACCAAAGAUGAACAGAGCCCACGAAGACAUGUUUUUGGAGGGGAUAAGACAUUCAGAGUGCCACUCUACCACAUACCCUACUAUAUCUUUGCAUAGAAAUUAAAAUAUUGUAUAAAUAUCUACUACAUGGCUUAACUAAGAAAAAAAAGAGUUAUUUAAAAAAAAAUUGUUUCUGAAUGAAGAGAGAUGAAGCUGUUGUUUCUGUUGGGACACUCUGGCUAUGUGCUGGUCAUCAGUCUGGUAGGAAGGGUAAAGGGAAAAAAUCAUAUCAGACAUUUUUAUGAUAGAAACAUCAAGACUUGCACUUUAUGUAGACAUUUGAAAUGUUGUUUUACACAUGAAAAUUUCCAUCGACCAGGCAGGAACACUUUGAGUGUGGUAACAAGUAGAAAAAUAUACAGUAACUGUUCAAACUGAUGCGCAUACUUAAAACAAUGGAACUAAGUGAACCUCAGACAGUUAUAUUAUAGUACUUGAUUUUGAACCUAUUUGGGUUCACUUUUAUGUUAUAUCAGACAUUACAGUUGUCAAAGUUUUCAGUUUUAUUGUGCAGGUAACAACUGAGGCAGUGAUGCUGAUAAAUGCAUGGAACUUCAGCAAUAUGAACUCAGCUCCUACUUUGAUUUAGACAUAAAUAACAUCAGAUAUUUCAGGAAUAUAAUAUUGUCUCUUCAAAUAAAACCAUGCAGUGUAGUAGCUCCCGAUGGUUACAUGUCACUAUCCCUCAUUAAAAAACCCCAUCAAACUACAGAUUUAUCGAGGAUUCCUGGCCAUUCCACCAGACUACAUUGUAUAUUCUUCUACAUUUUUCUAUAUUUGGCCAACAUGCAAUUUGCAAUAACGAUUUCAGUUAAGCAAGGAAUUUCAUACCACACACUAUUUCUGUUUGAGAGCAGAACACAUAAGAACACAAUAGAUUUUCAAGUAGAAAGUUCCAAAGUUAACAGUUUUAUACAUUGUAUGUUUGUAGAAAGCCAUGUUUGACUCAUGUUUGAAACCUGUUGUUAUUCAAAGCUUGGUCUGACAGUUAUAUUGCUUUUAAGCUGGGACUGAGAAGGUGUUUUUCAUUUUAACCACUUUCUGAUGGGUUACAUUUCAAAUACUUACAUAUCAUAAGUAAUACUUAAAGUAAUAACUGAUCAUUUGUUUACAUCAGUUAUGAAAUAUUACCUAUAUUUUUUCCACGUACUGUCAUUAAAAAUCAAGUUGUGCAUUAAGCCAAUAAAUCUACAGUAGUAAACAAAAACUGGUUGACACCAGCUCUUUACAGAUAGCAGAAGACAAAUAUAAAGUGUUAUGUAGAAGAGAUGUUUCAAACCUGGGCAAGCUAAAUUAUAGGAAUUAAAAUGAGUUAUUAUACAACUAUACACUAAGUAAAAAAAAAAGAAAAAAGAAAAAAUAAACAAAAAAAGUGACAUUGAUUUCUUUUCCCCCUUCAACAAGUGAAUGUAUACCAACUCUAACAAUUCCAUGUUUCUGUAGGUCAUUGCCUUAUCUCACUCUUAUUCAGCAAUGGGAAAUUAAGUCACUGCCCCUGUUUUGAUGUUGUUCCCCUGUUCUGUCCUUAUGGAACCAUUUUUUCACUAAAUAGAAAAUGCAGUUUAAUUGCCUAUCUUCCCAAAUGUUUUCUUCUGGUGACAAAUUAAAUACUUUUAUAUGGAAAAUAACAAGUGCAGGGAACAAAUCCACAACUAUCUUAAUAUUCACUCAUUUUAGGGUCUUGACAUGAGGUGGGAAUAAUGUUAGUUUCAGGUUUAUAAUUUUAAACUUUAAUUGCAGAUGCAAGAACAAGGGAAUUCUGUCUUCGCCUUUCAGUGUUAUCAAAAUUUACAUGGUAAUAGGGAUAAUUGUCACGGGCUGCGGCUCCAGACCUUGUAUUUGCAGAGAGGAUCCAAAAGCAGACACUCAAGGCAGGGCAGAGCUUAACUAAAGGCAAGCAGUUUAUUAAAGACAGGACAAAAAACACACACACACAGGGGCAAAAGGAGGUUAAGACACUAAACUGAACAGAAAGCUAAACACUAAGAACGUGGCACAUAAGGCAUAAAACACCAAACAAGAGGCAUGGAAAACCUGAAAGAUGGUAGGAAGAUGGACAGACAAUCCAACAAGGUAAAAAAGAUACAUGGCACAAUAUAUACACACACAAGGGUGAAUAGGGAAAGGCUGUUCAUCUCAGCAUGGGAACAUAGCUGAGGUGAACGAACAUAAUGAGACGAGGUAAGCAAAACUGAACACAUUGAACACAGGACAGGAGACUGUCAAAAUAAAACAGGAAACACACUCAGACUGAGACAGACAGGCUUGACACUGGGGUCAGGGAAGAAACAGACAUGGGAACAAGGCAUGCACAAUUGACGAAACACAGCAACACGACUAACACGCACAGAGGGCGAAUACUCAGCAAAAGAAUCAUGAUUUCAAAAUAAACAAAAAUGCUGGGUCAGUGACCCAGCACCCUGACGAUAAUACCUCUGUGGGACAACAAACCAGCGUACAAACAUGAAUGUGGGAAACUUAUGACUAUCCUCUGUUUUCUUUGGGUCAAAAUAAAAUAAAAAUGUGUUUUUCUUUUCAGAGAUGAGCUUCUGUUUUUCAGU